AUGGUGUCCUACUACGCCCCAAAGGGGAAGGGCGGCGCUGAGCCAUUCGCGACCUACAGCUUGGAGGAGGAAACACCACCCGUGCCGGACGUGCCGGGCAGAAACACAGAGGAGCAGAGGCCCUCCUCCGCUUCGAGCUCGUCGGUUUCCUAUUACGGCUCCUUGGCGGGCAGGGGCCUGAAGAAGGCCUCCGUGGUGCUGUCUGCCACCGAUGCUGCUAUGCGCGAGGGACGGUCUGGAUUGGAGAAUCUUCAGCGUCGACAGGUGCUGGGAUCGCUCCACAUGGCAAGGAGCAUGGAGGAGCUGCAGGCUGUCAUUGAGACGAGGCUGCCCGAGAUGGACAACUUUGCAUGCACCGUGGCAUUGCAUCGUCUGGCGCGCUGUAGUCACGACGUGGACCAACAUGUCCGAAAUGAUCGGAUGGUGCGCCCUGAAGCGGUGAACCCGACACGCACGUCGCUUUCUCAGAGAGAACAGCGACUGUGGCGGGCCAGCCUCUCUGCCUCUGCGAAGCAGCAUCCAUCCUUUGCAGUCCUGAUUGCUCGGCUGGGAGACGCGGAAGCGCUGAAACAGGCGCAGCCGCGGCAACUGGCCAACAUGUCCUGGGCCCUGGCGCGGCUCCGAGCCCUUGAGGGCCUUCCCCUCCUCCGGACCGCCGCCACGCGCUGCGCUGGUCGACAAGGGCCAGGUGAUUGGGAUCCCAUGAGCAUCUCCCUGAUCCCCUGGAGCCUGGCCACCAUGGGCAUCCCAGAACUCCGAAGCGCUUCGGAGAUUCUGGACAUGGUUAGGUCCAUCAACACAGCCAUCCGAGAGCAAGGCAGCGCCGCGUGGGCACCAGGCGACCUCUCUCGAGUGCUGUGGUCGUGGGCGAAGUUGGCACAACGUGAUGACACGUUCUUCCGCAGAGCGAGCUGCUUGAUCAUGUCGCGCAUUCCGGAGUACACGCCGAGCCAGCUGGCACAGACCGUUUGGGCAUUUGCCACUGUGGCGCCCCAGGACGCCUGCGGGCACUUCUUCCCAAAGGCUGCCGAUGCCAUGUUACGCGGUGGGGAAGUUUGCGGGGCCCCACUGCAGGGCUCAGGGCUGACCGCGUACACGCCGCAGCAUCUUGCCAUGGCUGUCUGGUCCUUUGCAGCCGUUUUGUAUCGGCCGGAAGAGCUGUUGGAGCAGAUCGGUAAGGUGGUGCCAGACAAGCUGGAGAAGUUGAACCCACAAGAUAUCUCCACAACCUCAUGGGCUUUCACCACCCUUUUGGCCAAGGAUCGGUCCAUCUACGAAGUGUUGGCGGCAACUUCUGUCCGAACACUCCGCGAGUUCAACAACCAGGAUUUGUCCAACACUGUUUGGGCCUUUGCAUCUGCGGGCGAAUACGACGUCGGCUUCAUGGAUGCUGUUGCCGCGGAGACCUGCAAGCGCGGCGAGGAUUUCCACGGGCAGCAUCUUGCCAUGGUUGCUUGGGCCUUCAUCACCCUCCGCCAUCGUCAUGAUCCGCUCUUGCGCGUGAUCGGACAGAUCACGAAUGGCUAUCGAGGGUUAGGAACCUGGAGCAACGCGAAACUCUUGGCGUUCUCCUUUGCGGGUCUCCCGCGGCUGGGCCCAGAUGCCCGGCUGGGCUCCGAGGCCUGGACCGUCGGAGCCGUGCGCAAGCUGCUGGACCAGUUCUACGACCGCUUUCAGGCAGGAACUGGAGAGGUCGACGCCGACGAUGCCUGGGUCGUCCAUGAUGCGGUGCUUCCAUGGCUGGGCCUGCCGGGGAGCAGAGAGCUGCGAGCAUCCGGAGCGUGGGAAGCGUUGAAUCAGCUUCUGGCAACGCAACGACUGCGCUUGCAAGGCAUGCUGGAAGCCUCGGAGGAGUUCGCUGCCAUCCUUGUUUCCGAGCAGCGACCGGAGACGAGCAUUAUCCGACGAUAUCAGGAGUGUUUGCAGACCUUCCACAUUCGCGGCCUGGGUAGCGACCACACCUGGCGGCUUCUCGCGGGCUUCGGAGCCCUGCCGGUGGCAGCGGAGGAGGUGGCCGCCUUACGCGCCGGGACUAUUGAGCAGAGCGCGUCGAAGGCGCAGACUCGCGUGGAUGGCCGAGGAGAGCGGCAGAACUGGUGCUUUUUCCGGGCCUCGGUGCACGUUUGUGCUGCCCAGCCGCUUGUUGCUGCUGAAACUGGCCGGCUGCUGAAUAGCUCCGUCGUGAAGUACCGUGAGGACUGUGCCGGAUUCAUCCACGUGAAGCUGCAUCACGACCGGGUGGACCAUCGAGCCUGGGAUGCCGAAUUCCGGGCCAUGGCGCGCACGGCCGCGGCGGCGAGGGCUCUCCUGCAGGUACCGACCCUGAGUCCAGAGGAGGCUUCGCUUCAGGCGCAGGAGAUGCUCCGCACAGGCGCCCGGCCCGAGGCAGAACUACCACGUGUGGUCACCAGGGAUGCCGAGGCCUCUGUGCAAGGCCAACUGCAGCUCUUCAUGACCGAGGCCAUCCCUUUUCUGAAGCUCUUUCGAACUAACUAA
Messenger RNA from Symbiodinium sp. CCMP2592, 2496 nucleotides. Lineage: Eukaryota; Dinophyceae; Suessiales; Symbiodiniaceae. The record is from the annotation of a GenBank genome assembly.